Messenger RNA from Salvia hispanica, 580 nucleotides. Its product is annotated as small ribosomal subunit protein eS21y-like. The record is from RefSeq and is a predicted model, not a curated record. Gene Ontology annotation, cellular component: ribosome. Gene Ontology annotation, molecular function: structural constituent of ribosome. NCBI's taxonomy places the organism in Eukaryota, Viridiplantae, Streptophyta, Magnoliopsida, Lamiales, Lamiaceae. Gene Ontology annotation, biological process: translation.
AAUGGCUAGAUCCAGGCCCAUAUAAUCAGCCCAAAUACAGUAAAUAUAUUGGGCAGGAUUCAAGAAACUAGGGUUUCACUCGUCGUUCAGCUUCCGUCGUCUGCUCUUCUUCGCCAGCUUAGAAUUAUUCAGUCGACCUAGUGUUCAAAGAGACCUGCCAAAAUGCAGAAUGAGGAAGGGCAAAACAUGGAUCUUUACAUCCCGCGGAAAUGCUCCGCUACCAACCGUCUGAUUACAUCCAAGGAUCAUGCUUCGGUGCAGCUUAACAUCGGGCAUUUGGAUGAGAGAGGCGUUUACACUGGCCAAUUCUCUACUUUUGCCCUAUGUGGUUUCAUCCGUGCCCAGGGUGAUGCGGACAGUGCUUUGGAUCGCCUCUGGCAGAAGAAGAAAGUUGAGGCCCGACAACAGUAGGCCAUUUUGUUCUCGUCCUUCGGUCUUUAAUGUAGCACUGGGUUCAACAACUUGCUCAUUCUUGGAUGUUUCUCUUUUUGCAAAUUGUGUGUUAGUGACUUUGAUGUGGAUGCAAUUUUGUGCCAUUACUCAUUGAGCUAUUCUAAUAUUACAAUCAUUUUGGGCCCAA